GAGGGAAGGAGGAGGAAAAGAAGGAGGGCAGGGAGGUGGGAGAGACGGAGGGCGAGUGUGCAUACAGCAGCUGCCGGCAUCCCUGUCUCAGGGACUUCUUUGCUGAUUCACACAGGCAACCCAGCCCUGGCCUCCCAGCUUCCAGCCACCCAGCUGCUUCUCAGAACUGCCAGAAUCAGAAGGUAAUAAAUGGUCAACAGUUUGUCUGCUGCCUAUCCUCAUCUCCCCAUGAUCCUUGGUUCUGAUGCAACCUAUGGUCAUGCAGGGAUGCCCUUACACCCUCCCACGAUGUCGUGAGUGGUGGACUGCUGACCGGUUCCAUCACAGCAGCAGCCUCCGAUGCACCUGUGCCCAGCCUCAGGUUAGAGCUGCUAUCACUGCCCCUGCACUUCCUUGGAAUGGUGCUGGGGUUCCCUGCCUAAGUCCAAAGCUGCUGAACGGGUCUGUUGGCACUGUUGGCCCCUUGGAACCAUCAGCCAUGAAUCUGUGUUGGAAUGAAAUAAAAAAGAAGUCUCACAACCUCCGUGCUCGCCUAGAGGCCUUCUCAGACCACAGUGGAAAGCUUCAGCUCCCUCUCCAAGAGAUUAUUGACUGGCUCAGCCAAAAGGAUGAAGAAUUGUCAGCUCAGCUGCCCCUACAAGGGGAUGUGGCCCUGGUGCGACAGGAGAAGGAAACACACGCGGCCUUUAUGGAAGAAGUCAAGUCUCGGGGUCCCUACGUCUACUCUGUACUGGAGUCAGCUCAAGCCUUCUUGUCUCAGCAUCCAUUUGAGGAACUAGAAGAACCUCAUUCUGAGAGCAAAGAUACCUCCCCCAGACAGCGGAUACAGAAUCUGAGCCGCUUUGUGUGGAAGCAGGCAACAGUGGCCAGUGAACUAUGGGAGAAGUUGACCGCCCGCUGUGUGGACCAGCACCGCCACAUUGAGCGCACACUAGAGCAGUUAUUGGAGAUUCAAGGGGCAAUGGAGGAACUGAGCACUACUCUGACCCAAGCUGAGGGAGUCCGAGCCACUUGGGAGCCCAUUGGAGACCUCUUUAUUGAUUCACUCCCAGAGCACAUCCAGGCUAUUAAGCUAUUCAAAGAAGAAUUCUCUCCCAUGAAAGAUGGAGUGAAGUUGGUGAAUGAUCUGGCCCAUCAACUUGCCAUUUCCGAUGUACAUCUGUCAAUGGAGAAUUCCCGAGCCCUGGAGCAAAUCAAUGUCCGGUGGAAACAGCUACAGGUGUCAGUUGGUGAGAGGCUCAAGCAGCUCCAGGAUGCCCACCGAGACUUUGGGCCCGGCUCACAGCACUUCCUCUCCUCCUCUGUCCAGGUUCCCUGGGAAAGAGCAAUUUCACCCAAUAAAGUUCCCUACUACAUCAAUCACCAGGCGCAGACCACAUGCUGGGACCACCCCAAGAUGACUGAGUUAUACCAAACCCUAGCUGAUCUGAACAACAUUAAGUUCUCAGCUUAUCGCACUGCCAUGAAGCUCCGCAGAGUCCAGAAGGCCCUGCGCUUGGAUCUAGUAACUUUAACUACAGCUCUUGAGAUCUUCAAUGAACAUGAUCUGCAGGCCAGUGAGCAUGUGAUGGAUGUGGUAGAGGUCAUUCACUGCCUGACUGCCCUAUAUGAAAGAUUGGAGGAGGAAAGAGGCAUCCUGGUCAAUGUGCCACUGUGUGUAGACAUGACCCUCAACUGGCUCCUCAAUGUUUUUGAUAGUGGUCGCAGCGGAAAGAUGCGGGCAUUGUCCUUUAAGACUGGCAUUGCAUGCCUCUGUGGCACAGAAGUGAAGGAAAAACUUCAGUACCUCUUCAGCCAAGUAGCCAACUCAGGCAGCCAAUGUGACCAACGCCAUCUUGGUGUCCUGCUUCAUGAAGCAAUUCAGGUGCCCCGUCAACUGGGUGAAGUGGCAGCCUUCGGAGGCAGCAAUGUGGAGCCCAGUGUCCGUAGUUGCUUCCGUUUUAGCACUGGGAAGCCAGUCAUUGAAGCAUCUCAGUUCCUGGAAUGGGUCAACUUGGAACCCCAGUCCAUGGUGUGGCUGGCCGUGCUGCAUCGGGUCACCAUUGCUGAGCAAGUAAAGCACCAGACCAAGUGCUCUAUCUGUAGGCAAUGCCCUAUCAAGGGAUUCAGGUACCGGAGUCUGAAACAAUUUAAUGUGGAUAUCUGCCAGACGUGCUUCUUAACAGGCAGAGCCAGCAAAGGCAAUAAGCUGCACUACCCCAUCAUGGAAUAUUACACCCAGACUACAUCCAGUGAGAACAUGAGGGACUUCGCCACAACCUUGAAGAACAAAUUCCGCUCAAAGCAUUAUUUCAGCAAACACCCUCAGCGAGGCUAUUUGCCUGUGCAGUCAGUCCUGGAGGCCGACUACAGUGAGACACCGGCUUCUUCACCAAUGUUGCCACAUGCCGAUACACACUCUCGCAUUGAGCAUUUUGCCAGCAGGCUUGCUGAGAUGGAAAGUCAGAACUGCUCCUUCUUUAACGACAGCCUCUCCCCAGAUGACAGCAUAGAUGAGGACCAGUACCUGCUGCGGCACUCCAGCCCCAUAACAGACCGGGAGCCAGGCUUUGGACAACAUAUUCCACGCAGCAUGGCCACAGAAAGCAAGGGAGAGCUGGAGAAGAUCCUAGCUCACUUGGAAGAUGAGAACCGAAUUCUCCAGGGCGAGCUGAGGCGCCUGAAAUGGCAACAUGAGGAAGCGGCUGAGGCACCCAGCCUGGUUGAGGGCUCUACUGAGAUGACACAGGACCACGGCAAUGAGGAGCUCCUGGCUGAAGCCAGGAUCCUCAGACAGCAUAAGAGCCGCCUGGAGAUGCGCAUGCAGAUCCUUGAAGACCACAACAAGCAACUGGAGUCCCAGCUGCAGCGCUUGAGGGAGCUGCUGCUACAGCCACCUACAGAAGCAGAUGGCAAUGGAUCUGCAGGUUCAUCCCUAGCUUCCUCUCCACAGCAGUCAGAAGGCAGUCACGCACAGGAGAAAGGACAGACAACUCCAGACACUGAGGCUGCAGAUGAUGUGGGGUCCAAGAGCCACGAUGUCAGCCUGUGCUUGGAGGACAUCAUGGAGAAGCUCCGCCAUGCAUUCCCCAGUGUACGAAGCUCUGAUGUGACUGCCAACACACUUCUGGCUUCUUGAUGGAGCCAGAUCCCUGUCCCAUAAUCUGUCAUCCUCUCCUGGUUCUGGUCAAAGACUUCCCUCAACCUACACCUAACCGUUCCAGUACCCACGGGCCCCACAUCCCUUAACCAGAGUUAUUUGGGUUCCAGGCUUCAACAUGAAUCUGGUGUAUGUGAAGGAUGUAAAGUGCAAUCAAGGGAAAGGGAGGCAUGAUUCCUCUGACUGUAGAAAUGGGCCCUUUAACCCUUGAGUUUGAGACCAGUCACUUGUUCCACCCUUUGUUACAGGCCAAGAAAAUAGCAACUGGCUAUUUAGAUGGGGAGCAGAGAAGCUGCCUUAUAGAGCUAAGUAGUGCCCCCUGAGCCCUUUCCCUUCUUCACUGAAUCAUGGAGAGGGACAAGCCCAAUGGCCAGGGUGUCAGUAGGAUGAAUCUACAGGGAUUAGCACUACUUCCUAGUACAAUUCAGGGAAGCAAAAGGGUAUCCCUGAGACCACCCUUCCAAAGUGCCCCUGAAGAAGUGUGGGCAGGGUAUGUCCUAAUUACUUCAGUUCCAGGACAUAGUUCUAACUCUCUAGAUUCUACCUACCUGUUGUUUCCUCUUUGAAUAUCUUUAGUUCCUUCUGUCACAGCCCAUGGAAGACCUUCCUUGAGGGGGAAACAGUUCAUUCUGGUUUCUGCUUCAACCUUACAUUUUGAAACAUUAAAGAAAUACUUGUGGA
Messenger RNA from Octodon degus (degu), 3820 nucleotides. It is a transcript of the gene Drp2, whose product is annotated as dystrophin related protein 2. Gene Ontology annotation, molecular function: zinc ion binding; protein binding. The coding region runs from base 245 to 3118 and encodes 957 amino acids. The transcript has 23 exons. NCBI's taxonomy places the organism in Eukaryota, Metazoa, Chordata, Mammalia, Rodentia, Octodontidae. Gene Ontology annotation, cellular component: plasma membrane. Gene Ontology annotation, biological process: synaptic signaling. The record is from RefSeq and is a predicted model, not a curated record.